AUAGAGGAUAUGCACGAGGCCAGGGAUAUGAGCACUGGAUCUCAGACUUACGAGAAUGACGUGACCACUUAAACCCCUCUUCUCCCACCCUUCUUCCACACUACCCUACGAACUUUCCCUCUACAGAAAGCCCCUAAACGUGAAGUCAGACAUGUCCGUUGAAUCAGCUAACAUCAAUAUCGUUGUCGUAGACUCCGUGUCUCUACUUCAGUCGGUCAUAGACGCAGCGGUUACAGGGCUACGAACCGACUCUCCCUCACUUUUUAUCAAUUUGGAGGGAAUGAACCUCGGCCGAUGCGGCUCGAUUUCAAUCAUGUCGGUCUAUGUGCCCAAUAAAAGCAUUGUAUACCUCAUCGACGUACACAAAUUGGGAAACGAAGCAUUUUCAACCGUCAAUAGAGAUGGCAAAUCUCUCAAAUAUGUGCUAGAAUGUCCGGCAAUGCUGAAUGUGCUAUUUGAUGCUCGGCGUGAUUUAGAUGCAUUGUCCGCUCUUUUUGGACUCUCCGUUGACGGCAUCAGAGAUGUUCAAUUGAUGGAGCUGGGAACAAGAAAGGAAUCGAAAGAUUUCUUAGCUGGUCUAGACAAAUGUGUCGUGAAUGACAGUAAUUUUCGGCAGCAGAGAAACAAGCAUGGAGGCUUAACAAAGCUAAUACUCGGCGACUGUUUGAUCCUGCUUUAGGAGGGCGAUACGACAUAUUUAACGAGCGCCCUAUUCGACUGGAUAUCAAGAAAUACUGCGCUGGAGACGUGA
Messenger RNA from Aspergillus homomorphus CBS 101889, 751 nucleotides. RefSeq lists its product as uncharacterized. The transcript has a single exon. NCBI's taxonomy places the organism in Eukaryota, Fungi, Ascomycota, Eurotiomycetes, Eurotiales, Aspergillaceae. The coding region runs from base 152 to 679 and encodes 175 amino acids. The record is from RefSeq and is a predicted model, not a curated record. Gene Ontology annotation, molecular function: nucleic acid binding.